GAUCAAGAUUUGUCUCUGCGUUCACCACUUGUCGGCGGGUUUAACAUAAAGCGAUUUGUUAUUCCUGAAGCAUCGACCGUGGGCCUAAAUGACAUUGCCUGUGCAAACCACAAUGUGUAAUUCGUUUUAUGACAAUCAUUAAUUUAUACAUCUUCGUCUCUUCAGACUCAGCAUUUACGGAGUGUAUUUAUAUAGAUCUGUUUCGGUGAUGUUACUUCAAAGAACGUCUUUUCUUAACACGGGAUGCUUCUAAGGAUCGUAAUGACGGGAAACUGACAGUGUUACUAAUAAAAGUCAAAUUAAUUGAAUAUAUAACAUUACUUGAAUAAAUCGGACGAUGUGAAUAAAGCACCAUCAGGGCUUCAUUAUAAUUAUUAAUAAUAAGAUCUUUGUAUUUAAUAGUCAACGUAUUAAUAUAGUGGUUAGAUUCUGACGUAAUAGAACGUCUAUUGAUAUUAAAGCAGUGAAAAAAAUAUCAACAAAAACUUGCGGAUAAACAUAUUUACUGAGAAAGGAUUGGGUAUUUAUUGAAAAAUAUAAUGAAUAUUGCCAUACAUUUACCGAAGAUUGUUUGAGGGGACAUAAUUAUUCAACAGAAGCAGAAAAAAAACACUGCUCCAGAAAGGUGGCGAUAAACAUUUGGAACGAAACUUCUACAACAAAGAUGUAUCGAGAACUGUUUUUCAUGUAUCUAAUAGUGACAGGGGUGGACAUGCAAGGUCGGAUGCUGUUUCCACCCGGACGGGCCUCAUUGUGGAGACUUGGAUUUGGAACUCCUGUAAACGAAAAUGAUAAUUCCCUAAGUUGUGGAGGUCUGAAGCACCGAUGGGAGGUCAACAAUGGCAGGUGCGGCGUUUGUGGUGACCCAUGGGAUAGCAUACCACGUGACCAUGAACAAGGAGGGAAGUUCUACAGUGACGUCACUUCAGCUAUUUUUGAAGCAGGAAAACCCGCUACCUUUUCGCUUGACAUAUCGAACGCAAAUGGUGGUUAUUUUGAAUUCCGAGUGUGUGUAAAAGAUAACACGACCGCAGAAGUGUCACAAAAAUGUCUUGAUGAGGGACAGCUCGAGUUUCUGAAUCAUGGCUUGAGGUUCACGGAAGUUGUUGAAGGACUCAACGAGGUUCAGGUUCUUCUAUCGGAGAAACUUAUCUGCGAAAGUUGUCUCUUGCAGUGGAAAUAUACCACAGGUGAUCAGUAUGGAUGCGAGUUCGAUUCCCAUCUUGGGCGAGAAGUUUGUGGAUUCGGAAAAGGGAAAUACCAAACGGAAUACUUUGCAUGCGCCGAUAUAGCGAUCGUCCCCAAUGCUAACGUUCAAGAACUUAAAUUGGAACUUCAGAAUCAACAGUUUGACGCGAAAAGUCAAUUACGAGAUGUUAAUGACACUUUUCAUCAUAUAGACAAACGCAUAAAAAGGACCGUUCACGACCAAAGUGGCUUCAUGCAAGGUGUUCCUGUAUCUUAUAUGCCUAUGUCUAAUACAAACAAUAUCCAGUAUAUGGCAUUGCCCGACGGACGUUAUCCAGGUAACUCACAGAGUCCAUGGAAGUGGCAAGGAAAUAGGUCAAUGCCUGGAUCUCAAGAACGCAUUCGAAGGAGGGUACACAUUCCAGACGGAAGGCGGCAAGUGAUAACCGGCAAUUUUGUAUUUGGGAGUGGUUUUCCUCCAAAAACUACAGGGAGAAGAGUUCGAUUAAACUUCAAUCAGCGCAACAAUGGAGACAUUAUAAACAUUCCUUCAGAAACAAUGUCUCUGCCCAGAGCUCAGUUCGUGAGGGUGGAACAACCACGUAAACAAAGCAUCUUUAAAAUUGCACCCGCCCAAAAACAUACACCAACCAGACCAACAACAAGACGGCCUAUUGUUAAAAGAGUCGAUACUUCACGAAUUCAACGAAACUUCAUUGACCCUCUAAACCCUCACCUCGGAGCUAAAAUAUCUGUCCACACUUUGACGCAAAGAACUCUUGCAGCGCCCAAAUAUCGGUCAACCAAACAGUGCGAGCAUUGUCCGUUUGACCAAUGUCUUGAUGAUCAGCUAAGAAUAGAUGACCUCUUUCCCGGCUUGUUUGAUAGUCCAAACAAGUUCUUGAAGUGCAAGAAAUAUGAAAAGCUGUUUGUUAUCGGGAACUACGACGUGCUACAAGAGGGUCUUCCCGACUGUACCCAUCCACGAUUCAGACGACAGCUUUCUAGUGCAACAAAAGUAGAAGACGACGAUAUUGGAUGCUGCGCAACGAAACCCCAGGUUAUUCUGCCGUUGACGGUUGAGGCAGACAAUGAUACCUUCAAUGUUGUACAACUAGGAAACGACAAACAACAGUUCAUCGUCCAGGGUAUAUGUGGGAGAGGGAACACCACUUCUUGCUCCACGUGUCAAAUGGAGAACAACUUCCAAUGGGUACUCGUAUACGAUCCACGCGUUAACAGUCAGCCCCCAGUGUCCUUCGUCCCGGUGAAGUUUCCCCACUACUGUAGGUGUUACAACUGGUCACACCACUCACGGCUAUCAGGAUAAAAACCCUUCACGUUUUGUCAAAGCCAAACACCGUUAAUUCACUCAUACCUUUGUUUUAGUGAAUAUCGUCACUGUAGGAUCAAAUGUAUAAAUAGAAGCAGUUAUAAAUAGAUUUUUCUGCCUUACGGUGAUGAUUAUAUAUUUUUAUGACCUUUUUUUCAUUGUAAUUAUUUUUUCAUUUGCGCUUAUAUUUAUAAGUUAAACAUCAUCGACUUAAACCUUUUCACUAUUUGAUAUUUGUCAGAGCUAGGCCAUCACGUCACACAUGUUGUUGAGUAUCAUAUUUUUUGACAUAUUCAUUUGGUAUCAGUAGCUAGCUUAGUUUUUUACUUUUCAAAGGCGUUUAAACAAAUAUCUUAUAUUUGUUGCAUGCACGCAUAUUGCAUGCAAACUGUAUGUGUACAAAUCUAAGUAUUCUAUCAACAUCAAUCUUAAGACAACACUUUUACAAACCAAAUGCGUCAGGUGUUUGUUUCGUUCGUCGGAUUAAAUUCACCUUAUGUUAAGAACAGCAAAAAAACACCCGAACGUUUUAGAUAGGCGUUCGCUCCUAUUUCUUGUUUUCAUUUUUUUUCUUGUAAACGCAUGUUGUGUUAUGAGACGCAAAACAUGUUAUAUUUCUCCGACAUCUUCCGAAAGACUGACUCUGUUACAUGUUAAUUUAAUAUAUUUUUGAAACGUCUUUUAAACUUAUACUUUGAAGCCAAAAAAUAUUUUUUAAUCUUCUCAAUUUUCAUUCAAAAGACAUGCUAUAUACUUUUUUCCCUCGUCCGCUCCUAUCUUAUUUCGGAAUUUGAUCAUCUUUUUCUUGCGUUUAUGCUGUAUGAACGCAGUAGGGAAAGCGAGCUAAUUCCAUGAAUGAUUAAACGUAAGCAGUAUCUUCUGCAUUUGAAAUUUUGUUCUUAAAGAAAUGUAACCGAAACAUACGUUUGAAUAAAGGAAAAGCUAAAUUCUGUAACGUCGAAUAUUAUUGGUUAAAUGACGUGGCGCUAAUCCAAUUGGAGCGCAAUAUUUAAAUAAACAAUGACGUCGUAACUCCUUGCUCGUAAAACAAUGUAAACGUACAGUUAGAUUUAUAACAAGAUGGAUUUUUCAAUAUUCUUUAUUUCGCCUGCUCGCUCCACUUUUUAUCAGCCGUCUAACUUAAAAAAAAGAUAAAUUUGUUUGGCCUAUUUUUUUUUUUCAUUUUUAGAUAGGUUGGAGUAUUCUAAGCUGAAUAAAUAUCUAUACUUUACAUAGUACUUUUAAAUUAUAAAGGUUUGUGUUAAGUGUGUGAAAAGUAUUGUUACACUUUCCAUGUUUGUGAAUUAUUUUCUCUCAUUUGUAGUAGUUAUUGUAGAAUAAAGAAGCAUAGCUAAAAAGCUUA
Messenger RNA from Mya arenaria, 3884 nucleotides. RefSeq lists its product as uncharacterized. Lineage: Eukaryota; Metazoa; Mollusca; Bivalvia; Myida; Myidae. Bases 665 to 2518 code for a protein of 617 amino acids. The record is from RefSeq and is a predicted model, not a curated record. The transcript is spliced from 5 exons.